AUGGAUCUUGAAUUAAAACUUUGUAUAACUUCUAAUAGUAGAGAACAAUGUAUUGGAGGUUAUGCGUCUCAAUUUAUAAAUAAUGUUGAACAAAUUAUAAUAAUGAAUUUUUUAACUUUAUCUGCUAAACUUGCUGAUGAAAAAGCUGCUGCCAAAUUUUUCCAAAUAAAAGGAAUAAUUCCCGAAGAAAAAGAAUGUAGCAAGGAACACCAAAUGAAAAUGGAGUUUGGAAAAUAUAUUCGUUGGAGAUGCUACAUUAAAGAAUGUAGAGAAGAAUGCGGAAUAAGAAUUGGAACCUGGUUUCAAGAUACCAGGCUCUCCUUCCCAACAGCUGCCAUAUUUAUUCAUAGCUGGGAGGAACAACGAUCUUCAAUGGACUUCUGCAAGAAGAAGCUUGAAAUGAAUCCUUCUACGACUGUGGAUUAG
Molecule: messenger RNA, 426 nt
Organism: Strongyloides ratti
Lineage: Eukaryota; Metazoa; Nematoda; Chromadorea; Rhabditida; Strongyloididae
Exons: 2
Coding region: 1-426 (141 amino acids)
Source: RefSeq, a predicted model, not a curated record